AUCCACAAAUUCACUCGUACAUUUCGUAUUUGCUAAGUAAAGUGUAAAAAAAAAGGUCGCUCAUUCAUUGGUAAAGCUCCGACUCCGGUGUCUUUUUUUUCCUUUCGUCGAACCGCGCGUAUUUCGGCAAAAUGUAACAUAAAUAUGAACCGAUGGUUACAAAACACUUUGAAUACCACGAAACUCGUCAACGUGUCCAAUGUACGUGUCCAAUUAGAAGAAGACCUCACACCGAUUUUACAAAAAGCUAAAGAAAACGUCGACAGUAAAUGGGGCAGAAUUAUUAAAAGCAACGCCAAAUUAUCCGAUUUCGAAAUAAUCAAAACAUUGGGCCAAGGUUCGUUCAGCAAAGUGAUGCUGGUACGUCACUUGAAAGGUAAUCGAGAUUUUUUCGCCAUGAAAGUGAUGCCGAAACGACACAUCGUUCGCGAAAACAACGUCGACCACGUAAUAAUGGAGAAGCGAAUUCUAUCUUGUAUAAAAUAUCCGUUUAUUAUCGACUACGUAGCACAUUUUAAAAACAACGCUAAUCUAUUCAUCGUAUUGGAGUAUUGCGUCGGCGGCGAAAUGCACGUGCACCUGAAACGUCAACAAAAAUUCGAAGAAAAACUAUGUAAAUUUUACGCCGCCCAAGUUGUGCUCGCUUUAGAGUACCUGCACUUCGUCGGUAUCAUAUUCCGUGAUCUGAAACCGGAGAAUAUAGUCAUCGAUCGAAACGGCUACCUUAAAAUCACCGAUUUCGGUUUCGCUAAGAAAAUCGAUCGCAAAAAAACCAAAACUAUUUGCGGCACGCCCGAAUACUACGCUCCCGAGAUACUGAAAAAAAUGCAAUACUCGUACCCGGUCGACUGGUACACGUUGGGAAUUCUCAUCUACGAAAUGACUUCCGGUCGUCCACCCUACAGAUCGUCUAACAUGGUAAGGUUAUUCCAGCAAAUACUCGACGGACAGAUGAAGAUGCCGAGCCAUUUUAGUCCAGAAACAAUCGACAUUAUUCAAGCGCUGACUAAACAAAGCACAUCGCUAAGAUUAAGAACAGCUAAAGUCAUAAAAGCGCAUCAUUACUUUAGUACGGUUAAUUGGUCGCAGAUACAGAAGAAAACGGCUAAACCGCCGUUUGUGCCCGAAGUUCGAGGCGAAAGCGAUACGCAAAAUUUCGAUAGACAGACCGAAGAACCGCUGGAGGAGGAGAGCGAAGAGUUGUUUCAAGCUGAAUUCAAGGAUUUCUAAGUCUAUAGGUACGGUUUAAAUUUUAAGCUCGCAAUUUUAUCAUUUGUGUUCGUGUAUUAUCGUAUUUAAAUGAAUUUGUAUUAUAGUAUGUUUGAUUCCCCCAUAGUAAAAGUUACACGAAGUAGGUACCUAUUUUAUUGUUGUACGAGUGAUUGAAUCUUAUGUAUUCACUCGUAGGGGCUCGUAUGGUAUGGAACGUGCGCAAUUACGUAUGAAUUAUGUUCGCGAUAGUUAGGCGUAUGAAUGUUAUUGUUUAAUUUAUUAUACAGUCUCUAGUGUUUAUAUAUUAGGAUGGAAAUCAUUUCUGAAUUAAUAAAU
Planococcus citri (citrus mealybug) is the source of this 1548-nucleotide messenger RNA. Its product is annotated as cAMP-dependent protein kinase catalytic subunit gamma-like. The record is from RefSeq and is a predicted model, not a curated record. Bases 145 to 1230 code for a protein of 361 amino acids. Gene Ontology annotation, molecular function: protein serine/threonine kinase activity; ATP binding. The transcript has a single exon. Gene Ontology annotation, biological process: protein phosphorylation. Gene Ontology annotation, cellular component: nucleus. NCBI's taxonomy places the organism in Eukaryota, Metazoa, Arthropoda, Insecta, Hemiptera, Pseudococcidae.